Messenger RNA from Episyrphus balteatus (marmalade hoverfly), 1103 nucleotides. RefSeq lists its product as uncharacterized. The transcript has 3 exons. The record is from RefSeq and is a predicted model, not a curated record. The coding region runs from base 84 to 1085 and encodes 333 amino acids. Lineage: Eukaryota; Metazoa; Arthropoda; Insecta; Diptera; Syrphidae.
UUCAACUUCAAAGUAUUUUUGUAAUAAAUAUUUUUUGUUGAUUUUCAACAAGAAUUAAUAAAAUACAAAAAUAUCGCAAAUAAAUGGAAGAAGUCGAUUUAAAAAACUUUCAAAUAGUCAAGAACGAAAGGGGAGUUUUAUUUGUUAAUAAAAACAAUGUAAUGCUUCAAAAUUCUGCAACGGGCGAAGUGCUCACAACCGCCUAUAGUAAUGUUUCUUCAUUUUAUGGUCUUGACAAUCAUUCGUCAGAUGCAAAUAUAAUCACAGAAGAUAACUAUCAUGAAUCUUCACCAGAAAUCAGUAUGAAAGAGGAUCCAGCCGAUGAUGAUUCUAGUUCAGAAGAAGUACCAGUGGAAGAAGAAAAACCAAGACCAGCUCUUAAAUGGGAAAGAGAAGAGACCAAAUACAUGUUGAAUUUAUACGCAAAGUAUAUCGAUUCAAUUGGACCAGAAAGACGGUUCCGUACCAAAAAAUUGAUGUGGGCUCACAUAGCCACACUACUUUCAAAUAAAUUUAAAAUGAGUCCCAAUGGAACGCAAGUAGAAAGUCGAUACAAAUGCGUUGCUAAACGCAACAAGAAACUAAAUAAAGCUGCAGAGCAAGUUGCUCCUCCGCAACGAAACUAUGCUUUUGCUAAUUUCGAACAAGAUGAUCCCAUCGAUAUUGAUAGGGUUAUGGCGCCAAAACAAAUUAUCAUGAUACCUCGAAGAACGGUUACAGUCCCACCGCCUGAUCCAGCUACCUUGAUUAAAAUGAUACCAACCUCUACUGAACCAGAUGAAGAAGUUCUCGUUGAAGGAGAUGCAUCUGGUUCGAAAAGAUACAGGAAAACGCCUCAGAUUGUUAUGUUUGAAAAAUAUUUGGGACAAAAAGCCAAGUUUUAUGAACAACGUGAAGCUAAAUAUGAUGAACGAGCCAGACAAAAAGCUGAAAGAGAAAGGCUAAGGGAUAGAAUAAAACAAAAGAGAGAAGAAGAGAAAAAAGAAAGAGAAAAUAAAAAGGAAAUAAUGAAGCAACAGAGGCAUUUGGACAAAAUUAUGUUGUUGAGACAGAUUUUAAAUAAAGAUAAAACAAAUACAAUUUAAAACGAAAUAAAAUUAAAU